Messenger RNA from Pseudo-nitzschia multistriata, 8028 nucleotides. Lineage: Eukaryota; Bacillariophyta; Bacillariophyceae; Bacillariales; Bacillariaceae. The record is from the annotation of a GenBank genome assembly.
AGUUAAAAAGGAUAAGCGACAAGAAAGCCAGUUCAAGAUUACCGGGGAGACUCCACGAUCGAAUCAGUGAUCUCUGUAUCGCUUCGGUAACCUAGUUACCAUGGAGAAUUUAUUGGAAGUACAAAAAUCGCUUUAUGGUCCCGGAGUGGAUGGCCCUCCGAUGAUUUUUGAACCCGAAGCAUCUGCGUUUCAGCUCGAAACGGUAGCRCMUCGUCCAGCGAAACGCUCUAAAACUGGGUUGCCGCAAAACGAAAUGCAGGAGAAGCAGACGGAGAGGAAGAAAAGUGCUGUUGUGCGGCGAGACCUAUUCGCCCAAUUGAAAGCAAAAGCGAAACCCCUACCUCAACAGUUAGCACCCUGUCAAAUGCCCGGCGAUUUCCCUCCCGAACUCUCAUUCCGUGCAAUGGCAGCAUAUUCCUUGCUAAGGACUCUUAGCAUACAACUUCGGCUGUCCCCUUUUGCCCCGAAUGUGUUCUUGMGAGCUCUGUAUUUGCCCAUCCCCACUCGACUCUUGGGAGAAGUUCAYGUGGCCAUUCUGCGCAUCCUCUUUGCCCAAAAACUGAAAAACAUGGGGUACUCUUACAAAGCUGGUGGCGGGGGUGUUGGAGUACACAAAAAACGCCAACACGACAACAUUCGAUGGCCCUUGCUGGCRGGGGACAACCUUACCCAUCUCGACAUUUACUCSUGGCCACUAUUUUACGAUGAUUAUUGCCACUUGACGGCCGACCGGCUAUGGGCAAGCUAUCACGGGCCUCUCGAGCCAGAUAGUGAUGAUGCCCAGGAUCACAAGAACUACAUUGACUUUCGCAACAUUGGACUAUUCGGAUCUUCUCCGGGGCAUGAAUAUCGGACGAAACAGUGCGCGGACGGUGUGACAUUACCAGCAGCGAAUCAAAAAAAAUAUUUUCGGGCGGGAUAUCGAGAAGCAAAGACAGCRCACGGCCAGGGGAAAGGCGAGUGUGCUAAACAAAAAGAGUCAUAUCAGGACAGCAACGAUGAAAWUUUUUUGUCCAAGAAAAGUCAAGUGCRCCAUGUCGAGAGAGGUGACGCGGAUCGAGCGGCAACAACCAACUUGCUUCACUCCGACCACUCAAAAUCCGAAGAGGAAUAUACGGCAGGUGAUGACGACGAUGACAACGAUGAAGAUUGGACAAAUAAACCAAAACCAAAGAARAAACGCCGCCGGGUAGUGAAAAAGAAUGUUUCUGCCGGAAGUAUUUCAAUCAAGCCUUCGAUUAGUGCACACAUGCCAAAKGCKKCGAUGCCGGGAUCUACAGACAAAGAACAACAAAUGGCAUCGGUCCCGAAUCAUUGGUCUCGAAUCACUUCAUCCCCACCAAAAUCAGCGCCAACUCUAGCAAGUGCAAUAAAUGAUGGAUCUACUCCGAGUUGGUCUCGAAUCACUUCUCUUGAACCAUCGCCACAGAAAGAGUUACAGCCGAAUAUAUUGCCUCAAUCCGCCACAACUCAAAACAAUUUCGAUCAAAAGGAAGACGUGAAUAAGCCAACCAAGUCAGUACAAAGCCUAGGUGACAAAAGCCAACUCYCUGCUUCKGGCUUGAUCAAURCAAACAACAACAACAUUGAUUGCAAGCAAACAAUUCUGUCUUCGGGAUUAUCCAUGACGACAUCUCUCCUAGUUAAGGUUAAUGGAGGUAUGGAUAUGCCAUCCGAAAAGGAUUCGACAGCCAAGAUCGGUGCCGACUGUAGUCGACCAAUUCGGCCAACGGAUACAYCCAAUUCGAUGCCAACAGAUAGCGACGUUCCCAGAUAUAUCGACAAUUUCAAAGAUCCAAAGAAAGAAACCGAAUUGUCGAAUACGAUUACACAGUCAACCACAGACGUUCAGCACGACCCAGCGAUUGCACCCAAAGAAUCAUCGUCGUCGGAGUUACUCUURAAUUCUACGUCGGAUUCUCACAACGCUUCCAAUUGCAAUCAGAAUACAGAAAACAAUUCCACUGACAUUUCGUUGGYAGUCAGAGCAACUCAUGAUAUUCAUGACCCGACUGCGAUGAUGUCCCUACAGGCGGCAGUUGUGACAGAGCCYGGGGCGCAUGUGUUGGCAACCCCAGGUCAGCAUAGUUCAASACCGAAUCCAACAARCGUAGGSCAGCCAGGCAAGUGUACUGAAUCCGAUUUGAUUUGUCAGCAGUCACAACAGAUACAGGAAGAAGAGAAAGAAACGGAYAACAAUAUUCUUAGAAUUAGAGGUGGCGGGGGUGCUGAYGAUUCUAAAACGAAUAAGUCCUUCAAUAGCGGUGUCAAUAUGCAGAAGAUGGGCCGCCCACGAGGAUCACGGAGAGCAUUGCCAAUUCACAACCGGACAGGUGCAUCACGAACAACAAACCUUCCCAUGCAUCGACACCAAUUUACAAUGCCGCCGCUUCAGCAGCAAUCCAAUCAACAGCAAUCGUUAUUCCAGCAGCAAGAGUACCGCUUUUACCAAGCGCAAAUAAAAGCGCGAGCAAWUGAGAAUUUUGGCAAGCCCAUUACACUUGCUGGCAUAAAUUCAAUUACUUCCGGAGCUUCCAAAGAAARCCCGAGCCAAUUGAAACACCUACAGUUCCUAAACGCGCUAUCAAAUCAAGARCUUCAUCCACUWAAAAAGGGCCGCUUUGAAGUUGAGGAUCAUAGGGAACUGCUGGAUGCSCCCUAUUUAGUGCCGGAUGAUGUUCGAGACGCAAUAAAUGCUUUUGUGUAUGAUCCGUCUAGUUAUAAGCGAAAAGCGACCAAUGUUGAAGUCCUCGGUGAUGACGAUCACCACAGCGUUCAUAAGAGAAGUGAUAAGGAGGACUUGUUUGAAAAGGAGCUUGAAAGAGAUUUAUGGUUGCAUUUCAAACCUUUGAAAGCUAUGCGUUCAGGUAUUCCUUAUCAUCGCCUUCCGMCUGAGGACAAGAUUAAUAUGCUUGAAUUUCUCAUAGACGAGCUUUUGACAGUUGACGCAAUAUCUGCAGAGUUCCAGAAACGUCGUAUUCGGACUGAAUACCACGAAACUCCUUAUGGUAGCUUACCAGACGAAGAAGAAUACAAAAAUUUAGACAACAAUGAUGAAUGCGCUGUGUGUGGUCAAGAGGGGGACUUACUGUGUUGUGACGGCUGCGUKUCCAGUUACCAUAGGGGUUGUCUCAACAUGAAUGCGGGACAAAGCUUACCAGAAGGCAAAUGGCUUUGCCCUGAGUGCAGUCUGGUAGACCCUUGUACUUUUGGUACAAUGCGUGGAGGACGCAAGAGCGAGCUGGAUUGGUUCACUGUUGAUGACGUAGUGAAAUGUUGCAACAAAGUAUCUCCUUGCACCUCUCAAGGAUUUGUAAGCGAGUCUCCACUAYWACWUCAAUCUUCUUUCAAAAAUCACAAUCCUCCCUCGGUUAUAGGGGUUUCAGACAAUAAAAGAUCUGGUGACGCCAUUGUCAAAAWUACCACAGAGUCAAGAAAUAACAAAGACCAACAAAACUUGAAAGAAAAGGAACUUCUAGUUGUGCACGGUUUCGUUUUUUGCAGGAAAUUGUCUUCGUCUAACCAGUUCAAACCUUACACAGCACUGUCAAAAAAAGACCUUGAAGAUUUGCUUUCUCAAGUUGGUGAAAGGGUAUCGAAAGCCUGGCCUCUAAUACAGGUCCCCUCUGCCGAUCAAACUUCUUCCUUUCCGUCAUUGAAUACUUAUUUCAAUGACAUCGCGWCAUUCAACCCUUGUCUUUACAGAAAUAAAUAUAACAGUGCACCGAUUUCKCUCCUCACAAAGGUUGGGGCUGUUCACAAUAUGACAAAGAUGAUGCAUCAGACUUACGAAUCGGAAUGCAAUAAGCUGAACACAUCAAAACUUUCCGAAAUCCUGUCUGAGGACAUGUCCCUCGACGCAGAAAUCUCCAGGUGUUUGGAGACACAAGCAACUUUAUUUGAUCCGUUUCAAAUUCUGAAAACCUACAUGUUAAAACUUGAACUGACUUUGAAAAAGUCUUGCAUGAUAAAUGAAUUUUGGGAAGGCGGUCAUUUGAAAAGUAGAAGUGAAAUAUGGGCAUCCAGAGUAAGGAGCGCUAGAUCCAUUCGAGGUUUGAGCCGUCUGCUACUAAAGUUGGUGAACGCCAUCCACGCCAAAGCAUUCACAAGUGCUUGGGUUCACAGUCAUGUGUCAAAAAGCCACGACUCGGAAGGUUCGACUUCAGAUCGAAAUUAUAAGGUUCUCCCAAGUGAUUGGAGCGAAGAGAAGGAAAAAUUGAAGCAUCGAUGGGAAAUGACACCUUCUAACAUGAUUYUUGACCUUUGUAUCAGUGGUGACAAUGAUUUGAUGGCAUUCGCUACAGGCAUUCGAUCCGAUAUCUUCAUUGCGAAACAGAUUAGCGUCAUUAAAAGCAAGAGGAAACGAAAGAAGUUUACGUCGUCAUCUAGAGCAAAAGGACUUGAAACUGAGAAUCUCAUUGCAACGUCUAAACCUUCAAUUUGUGUUGGUGUAGAACAGCAACCAAAGAAAUCGAAAGCASAGGACCUGAAUACGAAAACAACCGAUCCAGAACGUAUUGCGAAGAACGAAGCAAAUGCUUCUCCCAGAAUAGAAACGACUGAUCAAGCAACUCCAGAUUCAUUCGAUGAUCGUGAGAUAGACCAAAUAAAUKCRAAUUCUAUGCCUCGUGUUGAAAGCAAUGUCGCAAACGGCACAUUUGACGUAUUGUUAUCCACUGAGGAGAAACCAGAGGUUCCGAAGCCCCCAAUUCCUGUUGGUAUUGUUCAUUCAAACAAUGAAAUUAUGAAAAAUAGUUCGAAUGCAACGAAUUUAGUCAASAUAUUUAAGGAACCCGAAGAUCCAGACCAGAGCAAAAUGAAAGGGGAAUCAGACGAAGCCCMUGGAUGUCACACUACAACAAAAGCCGAACAAGAUUCUUCUUCAAAACAAAUGGAAACCACUGAAGAGAAGCAAGCAGAGAAUGAUAAUGAUUUGAAUGAGGAAAAAGUUGAUACAAUAAUCUCUACACCUACCUCAUCUGCGAAGAAAAAGAAGAGAAGGCAAGCGAAAUCAAGGCCACGAGAGCCCUCAAGUCGACGUCAUACGAGACGUUCAGGUCGUCUUUCKUCUGAAUUUUCGGUUGAAUGUUCAAGAAAUGCAUCCAUUUUGGAGGCCGGAGAUUUAAGUACUUCCACAAUGGAGCCUCUUGGGGGCAUGGCGUUGCAGAUUGAGAAUUCGAAAAAAGAGAAAAUACCCGGCUUGGAAAAGUUGGUCAAGGGACAGUACGCGGUUCAGGGGAUUUGGCCGAUCGCUGGAAGACAAAUUUUUCCWACGAUUGGAAAUCUACCACCUGGUGGUAAGUGGAUUCGCUUUUUUGUUCAUCUUCCUUUCUUCUAAACAUUCACUCACAUUCCAUCUUUCCCAUUCAGAAAUGAAAAGGCUGGCGAAAAAUGCUGGUUCGGCGCUAGCGGCCAACUUAAGUUACCAUACCAAUCAUGAAGUUGCCCAAGUAUGCUAUGGUCACAUUUGGAGGAAAAGAGUCGCGUCAUGCGGUCGAUUUGAAGAGCUUUUGCAUCUAAUAAGAGUUCUUGAAUCGUCGUUAGAUCGAGAGGUGAGUGAUUUUUCCCCUUCAUCGUGUGCUUGUAGACUACUGCUUUCGCUCAAUUCUAACAGCAUGUUCCAUUGCUACGUAGAUGAUUCAUCAGUSCGAGAAUCAAACCAAGCGGGGAAAGACAAAAAAUCUCAAGGUUGUGCAAAUUACCAUGAGAAAUCCGUCUUCUGGAUCUCUUGAACACUUCGUGGUGAACAAAAAAACGAAUAAAGGUUGUUGGGUACCUGCUGAGCAAUUGGAUGUAUCGUCACUGAUAGCAGAUCUCUUCCUCCGUCGUCAAAGACAAAGAGAGGAACGACUGAAGCGUGUUAGUGAAGAGAAAAAGUUGAUUGAAUACGAGCGAAAUAAACGCAUUGCAGAAGCUGUGAAGAAGGCCGAAGAAGAUAAGAGAAAACAAGAGGCAGCCCGUGCAGCUGUCAAGCGUAAGAAAAAAGAAGAGAAAGAAAAGAAAAGGCUUGAACAACAACUUAAGAAAAAAGCCCGAUUAUUGGCYGAAGCCCAUGCGCAGAAAGCUAGUGACUUGGUGAUGAAAAAGUUUGAAGCUCAGUCAGAUGUCAGUAACUGGAAGAAACAAAUCAACUAUGCAUUCGAAUCACACGAAUUGCGAACAGAAUAUGCGUUGUCCUCCUGGAUCAAUCGAGGAUCUUCAACCAUACCCGAUAAUGAAUUGAUAGAGAUCAGAAAGAGAACCCUUGUGCAGCUCAGAAAGAUAAUGGACAAGCUUCGUCAAUUGAACGAGUCAGUGAUGACCGACCAGCAACUAAUUACAAGGAUGUUUGACCACGAACACAAGGUUGCUUUAAGGUGCCAAUCAAAGAAACCUACAAUGAACGGCAUGGGUAAUUCUGAAAAUCUUACGUUUGCUACGAGUGCAAAUGCUGGAAACAAAGAAUCAAAUUCUUCUUCGGCAAUUCAUGAUAACCGUGACGACAAUGUGAACUCAUUCUCUGGACAAAAUGUUGCCACUCGCUUUACGAUUGCACCUGGGUCUAAUGAGCAGGAGGGACCAAACCAACUUUCUAUGAGCAACGGCAACCCCAACCCCAACCCCAAACAUGUUUCUCCUUCCGACAAAUUCCCUUUCGAGGAUAAUACUUUCUCGAGCCAAUCUAUCCCGAAUCAAAUACAGUCCGCGCAGAGUAGUCAUGGCUUCGACAAAAGGCUCGGUGAAUAUGGAAUGCGAAACAAUGCUCCGGGACAGAUGGGCCUCAUUAGCCAGUCAUUUGACAUUAAGUCGCAACAGUCGGCAGGAGUGAAUCCUAGCCGGAUUGGGCUUCAAAAUCCAACGUCAAUUGUAUCAUCUUCUACACCAAGCAAACAAAAUUUCGUUCUCAACGGUUCUUUUUCAAGAGACAAUAAUGCAUUCAGUAGCUCAGUGCCAGUGCCAGUGCCAGUGCCAGUGCCAAAACAAGGAGCAUUUUCUUCAAUGGAGUCCACGCAGCAAGGAAGAAAAUUUUCGCAAUCACCAAAUAUGAAGGCGCAGCAACAACAUCAGCACCAAUUUUCUAUGCACCAGCUUGCGGGACAAUACGAUGGAAAGCUAGAUUUUCAAUCAAGCACUCUAGCUCCCGACAACAGCGSACAACAGUUGGCAUCAGGUAACGCAUUGCAGCCGUAUCAAAAUAUGAUGCUAGGUCGGCAAGAUCAACAACCAGCRUACCAGCAAAUGCAGCAARCAGGAAUUCAAAACCAGAACUUUCAGUCWUAUCCACCCAAUAUGCAAUCACRUGGGGCUCUCUUUGGCAAUUCCAACGGGAACCGRCAAGCUUCUGGUGGUACGUACACCGGGAACAUUUUGAGUCACCAAAGUCCUAUAUCGAACCAGCAUGCUGCUCAGCACUUGAAYUCAGAUCGACAAAACCAAAGCCCGUUUUCCGUCCGAGGAGUUGCCAAUCAACYSCAACACCAUGUUCRGUCGCACAACGAUCAAUAUGCGCACGGUGGCAUGAACUACUUGAACCCACCGAUGUCGAUGAGCAGAGCGUAUGAUCCGUCUUACGGUGUAAAGCUUGCCAAUCCCGACUCUCAUCGUCAUCAAGCGAAGUCUCUUCCGCAGCCACAAACCAUUUCGCGUCCUGCCGUGGCCAUGGGUUAUCAACAGACSCAAGCGCAAGAAGUCGGGAACCAACAAGGUGUCYAUUUGUUCUCUGCGCAGCGCAGUGUGCAGCAACCGAACAACUUUGCCCAGUUCGAUUUCCGUCAACCUAGCCAAUCGAGUUCGAACACCCAAUCCAUGCAUCCAGUGAUGGCCAUGGCAUCGCAGCACCAAGAWCUGAAUCAAACAUCGUAUCAAGGGCAUCAGCAAUCAAAAUUACAGCCACCACAGCAUCAGUUCCAUCAUUCACUCCAAAAUAAUGAAAUGUAUGGGGCGCAGCAGCAGAGGCAACAGCAGCAACAAAACACACAGACCCAGGGGCAAUUCAAUCCCGAUUCUUUCGAGAAUAUCUUCUUUUGAUAAUAAUGAAUWUUCRUUUUU